Messenger RNA from Racocetra fulgida, 749 nucleotides. The record is from the annotation of a GenBank genome assembly. NCBI's taxonomy places the organism in Eukaryota, Fungi, Glomeromycota, Glomeromycetes, Diversisporales, Gigasporaceae.
UACAAAAAAUAGAAGCAUUAUUACAAUCAAGAUUUAACAAAAAGUCCAAAUUAGUAUAUAACAUCGAAGAUAAUAUAAACUUAAAAAGUAUAGAUUUUUCAGUUAACAAAUAUAGCUAUCAUAUUGAUUUUAACUCUUUUGACACUGAAAAAGAAAAUCAAAAGAUUCAAUCAUUAGUUCAAACUGUAGACAAAAAUCAAAUAUCACGUAACUCAUAUCGUAAUUUAGCUAUAUAUGAGCCAAACCUACCACAAGAAUGGGCAAUAUCAAAUAGAAAAAAUAAGAUUACUAAGAAUAUAAAUCAAGUAAUUAAAAUGAUUUAUGUAGAUCUUAAUAAUCGUAGAACUUUAGACUAUUCUAAAAUAGAUUCAGAUACUGUUAAAAUUUCAGAAAUAGGAAUUCAAAAAAGUGCUAAAGAUCUGUUAAUUUAUCUUAUUUCACAAUUAGAAAAAAAAGGUAUUCUUUAUAGUUCUAAUCCAACUAUUCACCUUCGUAUUUCUGGAGAUGGAAGAAACACUGGAUCCAAAGUAAAGCAUGUAAUGAUAAUAGUUAUGAUCCUAAAUGAUAUUAGCAAUCAUUACUAUGUGGACCAUCAUUAUACAACAGUUCUUUAUUCUAGCAUUGAAAAAUAUGAUGUUUUAAAUUUUAUUUUAAAACCUUUUUUGAAUGAUCUACAAAUAUUAAAGGAUAAAGGAUUAGAUAUUAUGGGAACAUAUUGGGAUUUUAAAUUAUAUUCCAGUACAGACUGA